Molecule: messenger RNA, 651 nt
Organism: Exophiala xenobiotica
Lineage: Eukaryota; Fungi; Ascomycota; Eurotiomycetes; Chaetothyriales; Herpotrichiellaceae
Exons: 1
Coding region: 1-651 (216 amino acids)
Cellular component (GO): cytoplasm
Molecular function (GO): phosphatase activity
Source: RefSeq, a predicted model, not a curated record
AUGGCUCAAACAAUAUGCAAAGUCCACCUCGUCCGGCACGCCGAGGGCGUCCACACGCUCUUCCCCGACGGCCGCACCAUUCCUGACGCCCAGCUCUCCCAACGCGGCUACGACUCCGCCGAGGACCUGGGCAGACGUCUGAUCAGCGAGCACUCCAACACCAUCUGCACCAUCAUCUCCAGUCCUCUGCGCCGCACGAUCCAGACCUCCCUCGCGGCUUUCCAUCGCGCCUUACACACCAAGUACUACCCCACGAACUCAGGCCGUGGUGCCCAAGACGGGGUCCGUCUCGUGCUAGAUGCGAAUCUGCAGGAAAUUGACGACCUGCCUUGCAACACGGGCUCGCCGCGCGAAGAGCUCAUCGAUCAAUUCCCCGAACUUCACGACGAGAUCUCCCUGCUGCAUCCUCGGUGGUAUGUCAAGUCGGGCCCAGAGUCGCCUCUGCCGCCGCGCGCACGGAGAAAGGAGCAGAUCUUGAAGCGACUGGAGCAAGCCUUCCAGGAGUCGAGUGACUCCAAAAAGACCGAUGUCGUCGUCGUGGCCCAUGGAGGAGUCAUCGAGAUGCUUGUGCGCGGCGCUGAUAUUGACAUUGCGCAAUGGAAGACGUUCGAUCUGGUUAGGACCAGCAGUGGGCAACUCGAGCUGGAAUGA